UGAAUUCAUCAUUGUAUCACCUUAUUGCCUGUCCUUUGUAUUUCAAAUAUCUAGAUCUAGGUUAUUCAUUUCACGAGAAACAAGUCUAGAUUCUAGAAUCUGCGAUGAGAUGACUGCGAUGUAGUCUACAUCUAGUCUUAUUAUCAUUGAGAUCACUGUGUAUUUAAGUUACUUAUUACUACUAGAAUCUAGAUAUAGAUAUAGAUCUAGGCCAGACAGCAGACGGUACCCAUCAGACGUCAAGACAAUAUUAAACAUCGACACUCAAUAGUAGUGAUGGAGAAGUUGGAUGCAGAUGAGCGCCACAAGAUUGCUUCCUUGAGAACAGAGACAGGAGAUGGAGUUUCAUGGAUGUACAAAGGUGAAAAGCCUGACAGCGAAGAGUACCUUCUGGGAAAAAGAAUAGACAAACAUGUUGAGGGGGAGACUGAACAGAAAGAAGAUGAUGCAAGUGUUAUUUUUGGAGAAAGAAUCAAGGCAAAUAUUGCCUUGGAUAUGGCUGCUAAGAUGAGAGAGGAUCCCUUGUUUGCCAUUAAGCGCAAAGAGGAAGAGUCUAAGAGGCAGUUGUUGGAGAACCCUGUGAAAAUGAAGGAGUUGCAAAAACUUGUUGAACAGCAGCAAAGACAGAAAUCUAAAAAGGAUAAAAAAGCAAAGAAGAAGAAGAAGAAAAAGAGAAAGAAGAAGAAGCACAAAGGUUCUGGAUCUGAGGAUGACAGCAGUAGUGAAGAAGAAAGUGAAGGCAGUGAGGAUGAUAUCAUGAAGAAAUACCUGUCCAUACUGACGUCGAAACAUGGGAAAGGAGAAGGAGAAAAGGGAAGACGAAAGGAUGAUGCAGACCAUCAGGCAGCUGAACAGCGACGAGGGAGGAAGAGAGAGGCAAGCACGGAGUACGAUUCAGGUGAUAGACCGCACAAGAACUACUCUGCCCGCCAAGGAGCUAGGGGGAGAAAUGUUAACAGAGCUGAACAGAGGGGGGCUGAGAGAGGAAGGAGUGAGAGUUGGGAAAGGAAUAGGCAGAUAGCAGUUGAGAAGAGUAAAGGUGGGAAUAGAGGAAGGAAUAGGGAAGAUAAAAGUAGAAGUCGAAGCAGUGAUAUGGACAGACGUGAUAGAUUACCAAACAGAAGAGAUAGAAGUGGCAGUAACAAUACUGACAGACGAAACAGGACUUCAAAAAAGAUGAGUGUGAGUCCGGACAGGCGUAGAAAUCAAGGAGGCCGAGGGAGCAGAAAUCAAGAGGGAGCUCGACCUCGUAGGAGUCACAGUCCAGGUUACAAGGAUCAAAGAGAUGUUUCUAAGAGGAGAAGGGAAAAUGAGCCUCCUUUGAAUCAGAACAGGAAAGGAGGGCGGGGUGAUAAUGCGGGUGCUAGAAACUCUGACAGAUACGAAAAGGCCAAAAGAAGGGAAAGAGCUGGUAGCGAUUCUCCUCCCAAGCGCAGACAAAACAGAAGUAGGUCGCUCUCUCAGAGCAAUUCGCCUCCCAUACGCAAACAAAGCAGAAGUGGAUCGCGCUCUCGAAGAGAUUCUCCUCCAAAGCGCAAACAAAACAGAAGUAGGUCGCACUCUCCUGAGUUCAAUGAACAUGCUUCCAAUAAAGGGCCAGGACGCUAUAAGGGCAGUUCUUUUACCUCUGUCAAAAACCGAAAAACCUCCAAAUCACCUUCAUCUUCAUCAUCAUCUUCAAGUCAGGACAGUUCUCCAGAUCGGAAAAAACAAAAGCGGAAAGAGAGAGGAAGAGAGGAGAAGACAAAAAAGAAGAGGGCUAGUUCUAGCUCAUCUUCCAGUGGAAAGUCUGAGUCUGAGGAUGGCAGAUCUCGCAGCGCUAAAGACAAGCCAAAGAUGGCUCAGUCUCGCCAGUACGGUCUCAUAAUGACAAACUCAAAUAAUUCCGGCUCUCAGAAACGAAGACGAUCAUCAUCAUCCUCCUCAUCCUCAUCAAACAAUCGCAAGUCAAGACCAGCUUAUGUAGGAAGACGCAAAGUGGUACAGAGAGAAGCGACCCCACCCCGCAAGAGACUAACUGAAGAGGAGAAGAAGAAGAAACUGGAAGAGAUGAUGGAAGAUGCCAAGUGGAGAGAUGAACAGCGAGCUGGAAAUGUGGAAAGAUACCAAGAGGAAGAUAAGGAGAGGGAGAAGCGAGAGAAGGGAAAGAAAGGAGGUGCUUUUCUCAGCGGCCUCAUGGUGGAGCAUGCAUCGUCUAGUUCAGUCGAGGACAGGCUGAAAAGGAACCGUUACAACAUCCAACGCACAAGAGUUGACCUAGAUAAAAAUUUUGCCAAGAAAUAGAUUGAGGGGAAAUAUUUUUUUUAAAACAUCUCCUGUUUUUACUUCAGAAAAAUUGUUAUCAAUUAUCAUUUCAUCAUGAAUUACCACAUUGUUUUUAUUAAGGAAUCUUUUGUUACUUGCAAUGUGAUGACAGCCUACUCAUUCUUAUUAUGCUGUUUGUGUGAGUGUGUGUGUGUGUCCAUUUCUGAGUGUUUUGGGGACGUUCAUUAAAUUGUAAGAUGGAAUGUGAGAGUAUCAUUCUUAUUGUUCUUAUCUUGAUAUGAUUUCUUCAACUGUCAGUAUUUAUGUCAGGAUGGGAACACAAAUAAAAUCUCCUGCUGAAUGCAAAAGUC
Messenger RNA from Aplysia californica (California sea hare), 2615 nucleotides. Its product is annotated as pre-mRNA-splicing factor CWC25 homolog. The transcript is spliced from 10 exons. Bases 277 to 2283 code for a protein of 668 amino acids. The record is from RefSeq and is a predicted model, not a curated record. Gene Ontology annotation, biological process: mRNA splicing, via spliceosome. NCBI's taxonomy places the organism in Eukaryota, Metazoa, Mollusca, Gastropoda, Aplysiida, Aplysiidae. Gene Ontology annotation, cellular component: U2-type spliceosomal complex.